Molecule: messenger RNA, 1686 nt
Organism: Raphanus sativus (radish)
Lineage: Eukaryota; Viridiplantae; Streptophyta; Magnoliopsida; Brassicales; Brassicaceae
Product: AFP homolog 2-like
Exons: 3
Coding region: 237-1448 (403 amino acids)
Biological process (GO): negative regulation of DNA-templated transcription; jasmonic acid mediated signaling pathway
Cellular component (GO): nucleus
Source: RefSeq, a predicted model, not a curated record
AGAAAUAAUAGGAAGAUAAAUACAAAUUUGUAAAAAAAAAAAAAAAAAAAGGAAAAUUGAGAUCCGUACUAUGUCCGAUACUGAGCACCAAGGAGCGACGCCGCGAAGCUACUAGGGUUUCUGUUUUCUUCUGAUCAUCCGUCUUCGUCCCUGUUUCAGGUGACUCGCAAGGGUUGCUGGGAUGUUAUAAAGAUCUGUUUAGGAUUUUACUUUAAAGAGUUAGUGAACAAAAAGAAAUGGAUGAUGAUAAUGGGCUUGAGCUCAGCUUGGGUCUCUCAUGUGGUGGAGGGAAAGCUAAGGGUGCUAAUAACAAUGCUGGAACCUCCUCGGAGAAUCAUCAUCACAAUGUAGAAGGAGAUAAUAGAAGCGCUAAAGUGAUUGAUGACUUCAAGAACUUCCUUCACCCUACUACUUCUCAAAGACCACCUGCAGCAGCAGCAGACCCGAGUUCUGAACCUCCUCCUCCUCCUCAGAAUUUCUUCAACGACCUCUCCAAAGCUCCUACAUCCGCCGACGCUGCCGAAGCUGCUUCCACGAAGCCUCUGUGGGUGGAGGAUGAGGCUAUGAAAGAAGCAGGAAGCAGCAAAAGAAAGUUCGGGUUCCAAGAGAUGAAUGAUGAAAAAAAGAAGAAGGCAAAGGCAUCCCUUGUUUCGAACGCCACAGAUGAAGGUUCAACAGCUGAUAACGAAGAUGUAGCGGAAUCUGAAGCAGGCGGUGGUGACCUUGCGAAGGAUGUGGUGGUGGCUGCUCGUCCAGCCGCUGAUAUGGACAGCAUAGCAGGUCAGAGGAAGAGUAACCAUGUUGAAGAGUUUACUGCAAACCGCAACAUGAGUUACAACGUACCUUUCACGGUUCAUCCACAUAACGUCAUCACUGGUUUACCUUACUCUUUACCGGGGAAAGAGUCUGGACAACAUGGUGCAGCAGCAGGUACUAGUGUAACGCAGCCUACUGCUGGGAAUCUCCCGGUUAUGUUCGGAUACUCACCGGUUCAGCUCCCUAUGCUGGAUAAGGAUGGUUCAGGCGGGGUCGUCACUCGUAGAGGCCCAUCAAACUCAGCUACCGCGAAAGGCGAGGGGAAACAGCCUGUUGCAGAAGAAGGCUCAUCAGUGGAUGUAGCAGGAGAUGACACCAACAACAACAACAUCAACAUCAGUACAGCCUUCUCUUUCGACUUUUCAGCCAUAAAACCAGGAAUGGCAGCUGAUGUCAAGUUCGGAGGUUCCGGUGCGCGUCCUAACCUGCCUUGGGUCUCAACCACUGGCUCAGGCCCUCACGGUCGGACGAUCUCUGGUGUGACUUACAGGUACAACGCAAACCAGAUCAAGAUUGUAUGCGCUUGCCACGGCUCACACAUGUCGCCUGAAGAGUUUGUAAGGCAUGCAAGUGAGGAGUAUGUUAGCCCUGAGUCUUCCAUCGGAAUGUCGGCUGCUUCGGCUCAUACCUGAAUAAGUCACAGCCGGAGAAAUGUGUUUGAUCUUCUGUAAACAAUAUGGAAAGGGGGUUUUGUAAACUCAGUGCUAAAGUUUUAACGGCGCUUUCCGCUGUGUUUGUUGUAAUCUCUCUCUCUGCUUUGCUUGUUUUGUUACUCUUUUCAGCAUUUGUCUCUUCGCUUUUGUGUACUAGUGUUUGUAGUUUUGUAAGCUCUUUUUUUUUUGUUCAAAUAAAUGUUUAGUUUGCUUUUAA